Ilex paraguariensis (yerba mate) is the source of this 621-nucleotide messenger RNA. Lineage: Eukaryota; Viridiplantae; Streptophyta; Magnoliopsida; Aquifoliales; Aquifoliaceae. The record is from the annotation of a GenBank genome assembly.
AUGGGCAAAUUCGUUCUCAACUACUGGGACAUAAGCUCCUCUGAUGAAGGUUUCGAUGGAGGACCCAACCAUCUCUUCAAACACUUCCUCCCAUCUUCGACCUCUGAAAUUUCCGACUACCUUAACUGUCACUUCGGUUCCUUCCUCUCCAAUCAAACCUCAGACCUCAAAACUCUCCUCCAAUCCCACGCUUACAUCAUCACAACUGGUCACACGGAUAACAUCUUCAUAACAUCAAAGCUCAUCUCUUUCUAUGCUUCUCUGAACAAACCCAAUUCAUCCACUAAAGUAUUCAAUUCAGUUUAUUUUAAAGACCCAUUUCUCUGGAACUCCAUAAUCAAAGCUCACUUCUCUAAUGGACAUUACUCACAAGCCCUUGAAUUUUUUCACGACAUGCGGUUAUCUGAUAUGCUGCCUAACCAAUUUACCAUACCAAUGGUUGUUUCCACUUGUGCCGAGCUUGGGUCGAUAAAAUAUGGCAUGAAAAUUCAUGGGUUUGUUUCAAAAUUUGGAUUUUUGGAGGGUAAUUCCGCAGUUGGGUCUUCAUUUGUGUACAUGUACUCGAAAUUUGGUUCAGUGGACAAUGCACGCCUUAUGUUUNGAGGCCAUAGCCCUGUUUGA